GUGCGGGUGAACGUAUUCCUGCUUCCUCUCUGUCAGCGCCAUCUUGGACUGUGCGCGACGCGGCCGUUCCCGGAUAUUUGCUAAGAGAGAGUGAGCCAAUAAUCCACAUUCUUGGCAUUCUACCAAAAUACUGGAGUCCCAACUAGAUCCCAGCAUGAUGCAGAUAUCACAGGGGACGAUCAGAUCUCCAUGGCACCAAGUCUACCACUCAAGUUCUUCCACAAGUGAUCUCUCCGGCUACAAUCAUGAGUUCUUAAGAAGCAAUAUAGCUCCAGACCCAUAUCGCUCGAGAGGAAGCAUGGAAAGUUUGGAUCAGGCGUCUGCUGCAUAUCAUCACUGCCACCUUUCACCAGCAAAGUCUACUAAUUGCAUAGAUCAGCUUGUUUACCUCCACAACAAAAGAGAUUCUGCUUAUAGCUCAUUCUCAACUAACGCUAGCAUCCCAGAGUACCACAGCUCUCAGUUUAGCAAGGAGAGGUCUUAUUCUAUGGAAAGUAUGCACUCUCGUAGUAGUGUGCCAGAAGGCAUUAAGCACGCAGACAUUAAAUACAUAAAGACCGUCUAUAAUGUACAACGUGGAAUCUCAGAGUAUGAAGUGAAUUCCUCUUCUGUAAUGAAUCGGAAUUACAGUAGACAACCUGCAUACAAUAGGUACAGUAUUGGCCCUCAUGGGAGAUUGAAUCAGAGCAGAAUGUUUUCUGAGAGUGAUGGGUUUGAAAGAUCAGCACCUUUGCCUCCUACUCGUAGUGACAGUUAUGCAUUAACAAGGCAUCACGAACGUAGCCCACUAGUAAAACCCAAGCAGAUUUAUUCUGAAGCACCACAGCCAGGGCGGCCUAUUCUUCCUACAGGAAUCUACCCUGUACCAGCCCCAGAACCACACUUUGCUCAUGCACCACAGCCUCCAAAAAACAAUAAUGGAAGACUUUAUCCAGCACUAGCCAAAGAGGGGUCUUAUCUGGCCAAAUCUUCAGAAAAACUUCCUCCCUGCUCUGAGUUUAAUGAAAAUGAUGCCCAACAUUUAGGAAGUAAGUCUUUAGGACAUUGUUCCAUGGACCAUUCCAUUAAAGACAAAGAGAAAAAGCACGAAGGUCCCACAGGCUUUUCUCACUAUAAGAUUAAUUUUUCUGUUGGACCUGAAAUUCCCACCAGCUCUUUAACUUAUGACAAAAAUGAUCAAUACCCUUUAAGCCUGCACAAAAAUGGCACAAAGAUGGCAGAGAAAAAUGAUUCUUCUGUUCAUACUGAUGCUCAAAACAAAAGUGAAAGGCAUGGAUUCUCAGUUUAUGCUCAACCUGCAUUCCAAAACGAGUGGAAUGAUAGCAAAGCAAAACAGUCUACAAACAUCAUGGAUUUACAUCGAAAUUCAUGCAGUAGUGAUACCCAGAAAGAGAAUGAAUAUUGCAAUCACUUAAUCAUUGCUUGCUCCUCACCUAAUAAAAUGGAUGACAGAAUUAAUCGACAGGCUGAUCACAGAAAAAAACUGACAAGUCUGACUUUUACAGUACAUGUUGAUGAUGUUAAUGGCCCCAACAGUAAUCAACUAAAAGCUGACAAGUUACCUUCGCCUUCUCAGAAGAAAAGCUAUGAUUUUGCGAAAAGAAGGUUAAGUUCAAGCAGCUCCCAGAGUAGCAAGACAGAUGGCAACAAACUUUCCUCUGUUUUAGACAAAGUUUGCAAGAUUGAGCAGCGGGAGCAGGAGAACCAGAGAUCCCAAGUUCUGUGUGGAAACAUUAGUCAGUCAGGGCCAAGUACUAGGGGACAGAAUAAUAGAGGAUCUUUAACCAUGGUUGAAGAAAUUAGAAACAAGUUUAUUUGCCUGGAUCAAACUUAUCAUAAUGAAUGGCAUAGACUUUCAAGCUCAAAUAGUAAAGAAAGAGCUACAGGUAUGAACCAGAUAACAAGACAUGGUAGUGUGCAUAGUAUAAAAAGAUGGGAUGCAGAGGAGCAAGUUGAAAAAAUGUAUUCAAAUAAUCAAGAGCAAAACGUUUUACAAAUUGUGCCAGAUGAUGAUAAAAGAAGCUUUGAGUCACAAACAAUGCCAAAUAAAGAUGAUUUGCAAUGCGCUGCACAAGACACUCUGGGAUAUAAUAGGGCUUACAGAAAUAGUGUGAAAGUUGCACAGUGUAAAGUUCUAGAAGCCACAUCUUAUAGGCGUAAAGAUUUAGAAAUCAGCCCGCCUCACUAUAAGAAACCAGAGAACAAUGAAAGACCUGCUUCAGCUCCAUUUAGAAAUAAGUCUUCAUCCUUGUCCCCUCAUGCUCCAAAAGAACGCCACAGUGUCACUCCUACAGAUAACUGUGCUGGUAUCCAGGAAAGCCAAGGUGUUUCCUUUCCAUCCCGUAUUGGAGCCAAGAGACUGAUAACAGCUGAGCAGAAAAAAAGAUCCUACUCAGAGCCAGAAAAGAUGAAUAAAAUUGGAGCAUCUGAAGGCAAAUCAGCACCCCUGGCUGUUCCCAAAAAGCAUCCAAAUUCUAGCUUCUUAGAGAACUCUGUGGAAGAUAGAAGGAGAGUAUUUGAAAGGGAUGGCAAGGCAUGUUCAACUACUAGUUUGUCAAAGCCACAGCUGAAACAGCUCCAACAGACUGCCCUUGCAGAUUAUAUACAGCGUAAGAUGGGCCGAAGUCCAUCCUCCCAGGAGACAAGGACAUUAAAAGAAAGUUCACAAAGUACCUACUUCUCAGGGAGUAUAAUGGACAACCAGAGUUUGAUUUCCACAUCUAGUAUGAAUUCUCUUCAUGAACACAGUAUGUCCUACCGCAACAGGGAAACUAUGGAAAUGCUUUCUAAAACUGGGCGUGUUUCUUCUACUCUUCCUUCUGGUUUAACAGGCUUCUUUGAUCUUAGCAGCUUUGAGGAUAACACUGAAUAUACAGACUGCAGGAGUCGUAGUAACUCCUUUGCCCAUCAGUUAAGGUCUGAACGUUUACCAGAUCACAGAUACAAGGUGGAAUUUGGAAAAAGCAGGGAAACCAACAAGCCACAGGAAGCCACAUUGCAAUCAGAUGAUGUUGUGGGUAUGACAAGGAGUGAACAACCUGGUAAAUUUGCUUCUGCUGAGGAUUUGCUGGACAGAUUACCACAACCACCUGCUCUGCAUGUGAGAUCAAGGUCGUCACCUGCUAGUGAUAAGAAAAGCAGGGAAUAUAUGUUAAGGCAUGAUCUUAGCAACAAAACUUUGUAUGCCUUAACUUCUAAUAAUGGAACCAGGUCUGUAAAAAGCAAUAAUUCUGAACAAAUGUCAUUCCAAUCAUCCUUUAAACACAAUACUGAUAAUGAAGGCCAGUUUCCUGAAAAAUUUUUAGCUGUUCAGAGAUCGGUUCCAUUAGAAACUCAGAGAAAUACCAAUGCUCGGAGCACUAGUCCUAGUGGAACUUACAACCAUCACACUGAAGCAAUGCAGGUACCAUUAGCCUUGCCAAUUCAUUCAGUUCCUGCUAAAGUGGCACAGACCUCACUCACUCUCACUUCACUUGACUAUAUUACUGCUGAAGAAUAUCUUUAUUCUGGGAAGCAUGGAAAGGAAAGUGCUUCUCCAAUUGACAAUAAGGAAAAAAGUCACCAGGAAUGGUGUUUACCUGAAAAAAAAUCAUCUGAAGAUUUUACUGAUAUAGAAAGAUGUGCAAAAUAUACGUCUACACAAAGGCUACAGCCUUUUAAAACUGAAAUUGCCAAUUCAAUUAAUGGAACUGUCCAACAAAAUAAAUCUUCAGGACCCUCAGCUGGACCAAAAUUUUCCACUAGUUGGAAAAACAAUGCCAUGUGGAGUAGCAGUUCAUCCGAGGCAGAGACCACCUUUCACCGUGGCAAAAUUUCUCUACAUAUAUCAGAGUCCUGCCUCCAGUCACCUAUGACUGGUCAGGAGGAAGAGGGUGAUGAUGAGGUUUUUGUUAAAGAGCAGGAUACAGAAUCAUUUUCUGGGGCUGUCAUUCCUCCAUCUCCACCUCCCUUCCCACCUCCAAGCCUAGAAGAUGCACUGUUACAAGAAAAAAUAGAAAAAUACCAUUUUGCUCCCAACAUUCUGGAUGAAACACGGGAAAACACAGAAGACAUUUCUAAAGAUGUAAACAAGAAAAUCAAUGAAAGAUAUCAUCAGUCUACAUCAGAAUAUGCAGAAAGCACAGAAAGCAGUGUUUUAUACUUGUUGAAUUCAGGAAUCACAAAAAGGGAUACUGACAUUCCACUACAUAGACUUUCCUCUGUAGUGCCAUCAAAUGAGCCUACAGCUUCCUCGGUGGAUCCAGCUAAACCUACUGAAGAACAUGUAACCCAUCCCCACUGGGCAGACACCAGUAUUUUAAGUUUAGAAAGGAAUUUCAGUUUCAGUGACAGCCACAGCACCUUACCAUGUGUUAGAACAGACUUUGUGUCUCCGGAAGAUGCCAAAUCACAAGAACUGGCAAAGGAAAUUGUGACCAUGGACAAAUCCCUUGCUAAUAUUCUAGAUCCUGACUCCAAGAUGAAGACAACUAUGGAUUUAAUAGAGGGCUUGUUUACCAAAAGCAGCAGUGCAUUAAAGGAAAAGAAUCAGAAGCUUAAAGCAAAAAAGCAGGCAAAUAACAUUAUAGCACCGGAUAGUGAAAAACGAGAAGAGAAAAGAGAAACUCAUGAUAUUGCAAGCAGUUGCUCUGCGAAUUACUCUACGUCAGCACCCAAAGCAGAACUCCUGAGAAAGAUGAAAAGCAUGCACUCUCAGACAGAAGGGGAGGAGGAACAGUUUGAUGUAAAUGAAAAAAAGGCGGAGCUAAUUGCCAGUCUUACAUGCAAACUCGAGGUUCUGAAGGAUGCUAAGGAAAGCCUACUGGAUGAUAUAAAGCUAAACAACAGCCUUGGGGAGGAAGUUGAGACCCUAAUUGAGACCCUUUGCAAGCCCAAUGAAUUUGACAAGUACAAGAUGUUUAUUGGAGAUCUAGAUAAGGUGGUGCAUCUAUUGCUCUCACUCUCGGGGCGUCUGGCCAGGGUAGAAAAUGCACUAAGCAGCUUGGGGGAAGAUGCCAACCCUGAUGAGAGGAACACCUGGAAUGAGAAAAAAAAGCAGCUAUGUGGCCAGCACGAAGACGCCUGUGAGCUGAAGGAGAAUCUCGACCGUCGUGAGAAGUUGGUGAUGGACAUCUUGGGAAACUACCUCACAGGAGAACAGUUUGCAGACUACCAGCAUUUUGUCAAAAUGAAAGCAGCUUUAUUGAUUGAGCAACGGGAACUAGACGAUAAGAUUAAACUUGGCCAAGAGCAAUUGAGGUGCCUAAAAGAAAGUUACCUUAUUAGAGGGAAAGUGCCUUGGCAGGAGGAAAGAACAUAUUCUCUGGGGAACAAAAGUUUACCUCCACCACUGACCUCAUCACUUUAAUGUUCUCUAAUACCAGCUCAGGCAAACCUUUUUUAAAUACAGAUACUUAUUCUAUUCUCAAUGUACAAUUUUGCAAAUUGAUCUAUCGAUGGUAUGAAAAGGUAGCUGUGCAACCAUUAAAUUUUCUCCAAAUGACUGUGAAAGAAAUACAAUUAAGGAUACUUUACAAAUGGUACAACCACUGAUUUGUUUUGUCAUGUAACUUCUUAUGGGCAAAUGAAUGUGAACAAAUCAGUUUGGUGAUUCUCUUUAAAAUUUCUUCCUUUACUGCAGGGUAAACAUGGGCACCCUAGCCUUAUUAGUAUUUGUAUUGCUUUUACUCUUGCAGCAAACUCCAAAAAAAGUAAAAUCAAAAAUGUGGUAAAAGUGAUAUAUGUUGUACCUGCAGAAAAAGAGUGUGCUUCAUCUGUCUCUUUCUAGUUCUUUGCCUUUAAAACAUUACUUUAGAAUGUGUCUGUGGCUUCCCCAGUUCAGUUCAUGACAAUGAAGCAUGAAUGCCUUAAUGAGUGCCUACAUCUACUAUUUAUAAAGUACCCUUUGUUUCUGUAA
This is a messenger RNA of Xenopus tropicalis (tropical clawed frog), 5896 nucleotides long. RefSeq names its product shroom family member 3 (gene shroom3). The record is from RefSeq and is a predicted model, not a curated record. Gene Ontology annotation, cellular component: cytoskeleton. Gene Ontology annotation, molecular function: actin binding; actin filament binding. NCBI's taxonomy places the organism in Eukaryota, Metazoa, Chordata, Amphibia, Anura, Pipidae.